AUGACGGAACCACUCACCAGAAUCGACUCUGCCGUGGCCGGUCUCUCGAUAUCGCCCAAGGACGAAAAGACGGAAACCAAGCCUGAGAAGAAGACCGAAAAGAAGGACAAGGGCCACAAGCGUGUCUCAUCGACAGCCAACGGCGUCAAGAAUAUCAACGACUUAGAGAAGGACCAGAUACCCAUUGAGAUUGCAAUUGAGACACAGAAGCUAGGCUGGAAACUAAACACAUCACCAGGCUUACUGGAAGACAAAGAGGCCCUGUCCAAAUUCCUAGUUACACCGCCCGUGAAGAAGAUCGACCUCCAUUUUCCACUUGGCCUUGAGGUCACUGCGAGGAAUCUCAAAGGCGUUACCAUUAAGGAUGGUUUAGAUGCAAUCUACAAGCAAUUCAAGAAGAAGGCUGAUGACGAGCUCGGAGACAAACCCGUCCUCGCUGGUUUCGAGUGGGAUCCCGAGGAGAGCUGGACGAAACUAAUUGUACACCAGAAGAAGGAAGGUGCCCCACCCCCAAGCAAGAAGUCGAAGAAGAAAGGCGGUGAAGAUAAGUAA
Talaromyces proteolyticus is the source of this 552-nucleotide messenger RNA. RefSeq lists its product as uncharacterized. NCBI's taxonomy places the organism in Eukaryota, Fungi, Ascomycota, Eurotiomycetes, Eurotiales, Trichocomaceae. The transcript has 4 exons. The record is from RefSeq and is a predicted model, not a curated record. Bases 1 to 552 code for a protein of 183 amino acids.